CAAAUUCGUUCGUAGAGUAAUGAAAGCAUUUGUAUGGCUACUAAUAUGGGAAUCCAGAAGAUGCUGAGUCUGUGAGUUUUGUCUGCUUAUCAAUUUUGGAUUAGCUUUCGCCAAACCCUAUAAUUCUUCUGGUGAAUUUUGAAAAUGGCAACUGGAGCUGUUCCUGCUUCUUUUACUGCUCUCAAAAGUAGGGAUCUUAAGGGAAUUAGCUUCGCUAAAAGUUCGGAUUUCGUUAGAGUUUCUGACUUGCAAAGGAUUAAAUUUCGACGAACUAAGAUCGCUGUGGUCAGGAAUUCCGGUAACCCUGGUUCAGAAACUGUCGAACUUGAGCCUGCAUCAGAUGGAAGCACACUAUUAGUCCCCAGACAGAAAUACUGUGAAUCGAUACACAAAACUAUCAGGAGAAAAACGUGCACGGUGAUGGUUGGAAAUGUGGCUCUUGGUAGUGAGCAUCCUAUUAGAAUUCAGACAAUGACCACAACAGAUACAAAGGAUGUUGCAGGAACAGUCGAACAGGUUAUGAGAAUAGCGGACAAAGGAGCGGAUAUUGUUAGAAUAACCGUGCAAGGAAAGAAAGAAGCAGAUGCAUGUUUCGAAAUAAAAAAUUCCCUUGUUCAGAAAAACUAUAACAUCCCUCUGGUUGCGGACAUUCAUUUCGCCCCUCCUAUUGCAUUAAGAGUUGCUGAAUGCUUCGACAAAAUUCGUGUCAACCCAGGGAACUUUGCUGACAGGAGAGCUCAGUUUGAGAAGCUGGAAUAUUCAGAAGACGAUUAUCAGAAAGAACUUGAGCAUAUUGAGCAGGUAUUCACACCUCUGGUUGAAAAAUGUAAGAAGUAUGGGCGGGCCAUGCGCAUUGGGACAAACCAUGGCAGCCUUUCGGACCGAAUUAUGAGCUAUCAUGGAGACUCACCCAGGGGAAUGGUGGAAUCUGCAUUUGAGUACGCAAGAAUCUGUCGAAAACUAGACUUCCAUAAUUUUGUAUUCUCAAUGAAAGCAAGCAACCCUGUUAUUAUGGUCCAGGCAUAUCGGCUUCUUGUAGCUGAAAUGAACGUUCUUGGAUGGGAUUACCCAUUGCACUUGGGAGUAACUGAAGCUGGUGAGGGAGAAGAUGGUCGGAUGAAAUCUGCAAUAGGUAUCGGGACACUUCUCAUGGAUGGUUUGGGAGAUACCAUUAGAGUUUCCCUAACAGAAGCUCCAGAAGAAGAGAUUGAUCCUUGUAGAAGAUUGGCCAACCUUGGUAUGAGAGCAGCUGAGCUUCAGAAAGGAGUGACACCAUUUGAAGAAAAGAACAGACGCUACUUUGAUUUCCAGCGUAGAAGUGGUCAACUGCCUCUUCAAAAGGAGGGUGAAGAAGUUGAUUUUCGAGGUGUCCUUCAUCGUGAUGGCUCAGUUCUGAUGUCGGUUUCUCUGGACCAGUUAAAGGCACCCGAACUUCUAUACAAGUCUCUAGCAGCAAAACUUAUUGUCGGAAUGCCAUUUAAGGAUCUGGCAACUGUGGACACAAUUUCGUUGAGGGAGCUUCCACCAGUAGAUGAUAAAGACGCUCAAUUAGCUCUGAAACGGUUGAUAGACAUUAAAAUGGGAGUUAUAACUCCAUUGUCGGAGCAGUUGACAAAGCCAUUACCCAAUGCCCUGGUUAUGGUAACUCUCAAGGAAUUGUCUAGUGGUGCCCACAAGCUUCUUCCCGAAGGUACACGUUUGGUAGUCUCUGUGCGUGGCGAUGAAACUCAAGAAGAGCUGGAAAUUCUGAAGACGACAGAUGCUAUAAUGAUUCUUCAUGACCUGCCGUACACAGAAGAGAAAACUAGCAGAGUUCAUGCUGCAAGAAGGCUUUUCGAGUAUCUUUCAGAGAAGUCCUUGAACUUUCCAGUAAUCCAUCAUAUACAAUUCCCGAAAGGAAUUCACAGGGACGAUUUGGUAAUUGGUGCUGGAACAAAUGCGGGCGGCCUUCUGGUCGAUGGACUGGGAGACGGUAUCCUAUUGGACGCCCCACAUCAGGAUUUCGAUUUCCUCAGAAACACGUCUUUCAAUUUGCUACAGGGCUGCAGAAUGAGAAAUACAAAGACGGAAUACGUGUCCUGCCCUUCUUGCGGAAGAACUUUAUUCGAUCUUCAAGAAAUCAGUGCUGAAAUAAGAGAAAAGACGUCUCAUUUGCCUGGUGUUUCAAUUGCUAUCAUGGGUUGCAUUGUGAAUGGACCUGGAGAAAUGGCUGAUGCUGAUUUUGGUUACGUUGGUGGUGCUCCCGGAAAAAUCGACCUCUAUGUUGGAAAGGAGGUGGUGAGGAGAGCCAUUGCCAUGGAGCAUGCAACCGAUGCGUUGAUCCAGCUGAUUAAAGACCACGGUCGUUGGGUGGAACCACCUGCAGAAGAGUAAAAGCUCCAUCUGCAUAAACUAUAAAGCAAGAAAAAAAAAAUUAAAAAAAAAAUGUUGUGUUGUAUAAUAUGAGAAUAUUUUGGAGCUGAAAGCAUCAAAAAGAUAAAUAGAGGCUUGAUGGUGUAUUAUUUAGAGAUAUUACAAAAUUUAAUUUAAUUGUAAGCCAGUAACUUGCUCCAUUAAUUUGAAUAAAUGAUUUAAAUAAUUCGUAAUACAACAACAAGUUUU
Messenger RNA from Erythranthe guttata (spotted monkey flower), 2601 nucleotides. It is a transcript of the gene HDS, whose product is annotated as 4-hydroxy-3-methylbut-2-enyl diphosphate synthase. Gene Ontology annotation, cellular component: chloroplast. Gene Ontology annotation, molecular function: 4-hydroxy-3-methylbut-2-en-1-yl diphosphate synthase activity (ferredoxin); iron ion binding. Lineage: Eukaryota; Viridiplantae; Streptophyta; Magnoliopsida; Lamiales; Phrymaceae. The record is from RefSeq and is a predicted model, not a curated record. Gene Ontology annotation, biological process: isopentenyl diphosphate biosynthetic process, methylerythritol phosphate pathway; terpenoid biosynthetic process.